Molecule: messenger RNA, 2475 nt
Organism: Molossus molossus (Pallas's mastiff bat)
Lineage: Eukaryota; Metazoa; Chordata; Mammalia; Chiroptera; Molossidae
Gene: AP4S1
Product: adaptor related protein complex 4 subunit sigma 1
Exons: 6
Coding region: 289-723 (144 amino acids)
Biological process (GO): vesicle-mediated transport; protein transport
Cellular component (GO): intracellular membrane-bounded organelle
Source: RefSeq, a predicted model, not a curated record
UCGGACUCUCCCACAGAGAGUUCAGCCCCAAGCCGGGAGGCCCGGCCAGGACGCCUCCAGAGGAGCCCCCGCAGACGCCAUACUAAGAGCCAAAAUGGCUGCCCCAAGGCAGCCCGCACCGCGCAGCUAGGGAGGGCUGGGGGAACAGCCUUCUGCAGGAAAGGGGAAGGAGACUCUAGGAAGAACCGCGGCCAGGACCAACGCCCCCUGAGCCACACAGGUUCUAGUUACAGCCACCCUUGCCAUAACUUUUGACCUAUAUUUGGAAAAAUACUGGCCAGGAAGAAAAUGAUAAAAUUUUUCCUCAUGGUGAAUAAACAAGGGCAGACCCGACUUUCUAAGUACUAUGAACAUGUGGAGAUUAAUAAGCGUACACUUCUGGAAACAGAAGUCAUAAAGAGCUGUCUCUCUCGAUCCAAUGAACAGUGCUCUUUCAUUGAAUAUAAGGAUUUUAAGCUGAUAUAUCGGCAGUAUGCAGCGCUCUUCAUUGUGGUUGGAGUUAAUGACACUGAGAAUGAGAUGGCAAUUUAUGAAUUCAUCCAUAACUUUGUGGAAGUUUUAGAUGAAUACUUCAGCCGAGUGAGUGAAUUAGAUAUCAUGUUUAAUUUGGAUAAAGUACACAUCAUUUUGGAUGAGAUGGUGUUAAAUGGCUCCAUUGUAGAAACGAAUCGGGCAAGAAUUCUUGCCCCUCUACUAAUUCUUGAUAAGAUGUCAGAAAGCUGAAUAAUGGAAUUCUCCGCCAACAUCACUGACACAGGAAAUUAGAACAUGGAAUACCUCUCAGCAUCUGUAGCCCAAAAGAAUCUGGAAGAGCAAACAUUGCAGAUUGGGGUAUUCUUCCAAAGACAUUUUCAGUAGGUGUUUUCCACAGUUCCUAAAUGGAAAACAAAACUGUAUUUUAAAGUAUGAUGUACAAAGAAAAGUUUUCUCUGAGAAAGAGAUGUCUUAUUUUCUAACCAUAAGAAUUUUCUCCACUUGUUUAAAUUUUGUUGUUUAAAAAAAUUUUGGUCUCUCUCUGCUUCCCUUUGCAAAUUAAAUUCAGGACUAGCAGCAUGAGGUAGGAAGAAACUGUGGUAGCUCUUUAUCAGCCAAUACAAAUUUUAAACUGAUUUAAACACACUAGCACUUUGUCUUAUGAAUAUGAUUGUCUACUAUGCUGUACACCUAAAAGUUCAUUGAAAAGUGAAAAAUUUUAAAAAGUCUUAAAAAGUGAAAAUUUUGCUAUAUUAUGUAUCUAAUGAAACAGAAUUAAGUUUUAUUUGCCAGUUUCUAAAAGCCUGAGAUCCAUUUUAGGGGUGCUUGGCAAUUACAGUGCCAUCAUGUAAUUAACUGUAGAGUAUGUUACUACCAAAUACAUAGUUAAACAUUAAAAGAGACCCCUUACCUCCCGGCGCACCCCAGCCUUCGGGCACCCAGCACUGCUCCCCGCUGUCCAAGAGGAAGAGCUCAAGAGAUUGACCAGAGAGGUUGUCAGCUAAACCUGCUGUUGCAAAAGAGGAAACAAAGCCAAAAAAAGGCGGCAAGAAAGGAUGCAUCUACAGACAAAAAGUACACACGAAAAGGAAAAGGGGAGCGAGCAAAGGGGAAACAGGCUAAAGUGGUAACCAGGAACCAAAGAUCUACCUCCCUGCAGAAAACGGAGAAACCAAAAAUGAGGAUCCAGCCUUGGAUGAAGCAGGAGAAAAAGAAGCCAAGUGUGAAUAAUAUCAUGUACCAUGUCUUAUCAGUGGUUCCUGUCUCCCUUCUUGUACAAUCCAGAGGAAUAUUUUUACCAGCUAUUUUGUAAAUGCAAGUUUUUUAGUAGCUCUUAGAAACAUUUUUAAGGAGGGGAUUCCACCUCAUUACAUUUUUUUUAGUGUAAAUGCUUAUUUUUAAAGAGGUGAAAUCAAUUGCUGGUUUAUUUUCUGGUACAAUCAGAAAAUAGUGGAAUACUGAAUAGAAGAGACUUUGAUUGUCUUGGUGUCAGCUUAACAUUCCAUAGAUGGGGUAGUUUUACGUCCUACAAUACAAAGCAUACUAAGUGGCAGUUUGGAGUUAGUCGCACAUUCUUUUUAAAUUACUUCUAUUUCCAUAUUUUUGGUAGAAUUUUUUCCUAAAGAAAAACACUCCUUGAUCUUGGCUCUCCCUGUCAGAAUGUUGUGCACUCUGUAACAUCUUUGGUGUGGUAGUCCAGUUUUCCUAGUAACUCUGUUAAUGUGCUGUGAAAGACUGAAAAUGUGGUAUGUAGUGUAUAUGAUAUUAAAUUGUGAAUUGGUGGGACUUUGAUGUAUCAGCAUAUUAACAUUCGAAGAUAUUGGUAAUUGAUACUUUAUUAAGGAAAGGUAUAGCCUCCAAAUUUUAAGCUGGAAAGUCAAUGGAAAAACUGUUUAGAAAAGAAUCACAACUACAUGACUUUACAUUUUUGGUACGUAUGUUAAGAAUUGUGUACAAAUUGACAUGUCUGUAUUCUUCCUCAGAAGAACCAAUAAAAUCUCA